Messenger RNA from Musa acuminata AAA Group (dessert banana), 2490 nucleotides. Its product is annotated as probable xyloglucan endotransglucosylase/hydrolase protein 32. Gene Ontology annotation, molecular function: hydrolase activity, hydrolyzing O-glycosyl compounds; xyloglucan:xyloglucosyl transferase activity. Bases 1313 to 2200 code for a protein of 295 amino acids. Gene Ontology annotation, biological process: xyloglucan metabolic process; cell wall biogenesis. The record is from RefSeq and is a predicted model, not a curated record. The transcript has 4 exons. Gene Ontology annotation, cellular component: apoplast; cell wall. Lineage: Eukaryota; Viridiplantae; Streptophyta; Magnoliopsida; Zingiberales; Musaceae.
CCCGCCCCUCGCUCGCCCUUCACGAGCACCUGCGCGCGUCCUCCUCUCAUAGCAGCCAAAUUUUGUCGGCAGAGGCAACGGCGCACGUCGUCUUCUCUUCACCAACGUUAAGUUGGGCCAACGGCACUCUCCGCUAGCUGCUGUGUCCGCACCCUGCCGCCCUGCAUGGGUAUCGGCGAAAGCAAACAGUAGCGUUCGCAUCAUGAGCUCACACGCCUCGCUUCAUGCUUUGAUUCCUUCUCCCCCAACGGCUACUUUGCACUGGUUUUGUAGUGUAGCAGGUAGGUACGUAGAACCGAUACAGUGAGUGAGAGAUGCCGUAGUCAAUGGCGAAUGAUCCUACUUGUGAUGCCGUAGACCAUGAAGCUCUGUUUGGGGUUCUCUGGAUACAGUCGAUGGAGAACAAGAACAACAACAAGUAGGUCGGAGAAGCAUUGAAUAGAUCUGUUAGACAAAUGGCACACUUUCGCAUUAAUGCUUGGUGAUUUAGGAGCGCAGCUGCAAGUCUUGCUGACUUUAUGAGCCCCUAGGAAAAGUGAGCAGGGCAUCAUCUCAAGUACAAGAAAUUAGUUGACAUUAAAGAUGAUCGAUUGAGCUGCCUUUUGCAGUGGUCAUCCUCCGUUCCUUCACCCUUUCCACUAAAGCGUUCAUGGCGAUGUUCAUGGGCAAGUCACAUGAGCCCUCGGCCAACAAGGUCAACAUGGUGGAAGAGGUGCUCAUCAUUGUGGGAGGAGCAACAGUGGCACUGCUGCAGCAACAACAACAAAGGCUCACCAAGCUGAUACUGCUGCUUCACCAAAAUCUACCACUAGCUGUGGUGGUGUGCAAUUACUGGAGCUUAUCUACUCCUCAAACAGGCACUGGCCCGGGAACAGUAGAAGAGCGAGAACAAAAUGGGGUGAAGGGGCAAUGUGAGGGGUCAAGGAAGUCAGAUAAAAAUGAUUGGCCACGAGCCAAGAUGCACAAAAAUGGGAGGACUUCCCCGCAAGCUUACAAGCCAUUGCUGUGCUACAGGUACGAAACCUCCCAUCUCCCACCACCUCCUCUCCCUUUCCAUAGGGAGCCCCAGCCAAGUUAAAAAUAGGGAUGAGAAGGGGGUGUAGGAACACAGUAGUGCUUCCUCUUAACCAUGAAGCCUCGGAUCUCAUUACCUCUUUUACUCCAUUUCUACCCAACCCAUUAAGUUGUUUGCCCCAGCUCUGUCCACUGUCACACUCCCCCCAGUAUUAGUCUUAUCUUGCUGUAGGAGCUGGAGUCUUUCUAUUUACUUCAUCUGUUUCCAUCUUUUUGCCUCGCAUAACUCUCAGCCUCCAUGGCUCUUUUGUUUGUGCCAUUCCUUGUGCUUCUCAUGCUGCGUUGGAGCAACGCCCAGCCUUCUCCUGGUUACUACCCGAGCUACAGGUUCAGGCCUCUGCGAGGCUUCUACCGGGGGUUCAACAAUCUUUGGGGUCCCGAGCACCAAACGGUCUCGGGAGACCAGUCUUCGGUCACGAUUUGGCUCGACAGGAACUCAGGAAGUGGAUUCAAAUCUAUUCGCCCAUUUCGUAAUGGGUAUUUUGGCACAUCAAUCAAGCUUCAACCUGGCUACACUGCAGGAGUGAUCACAGCUUUUUAUCUUUCGAACAACCAAGCGCAUCCUGGAUUCCACGAUGAGGUGGACAUCGAGUUCCUGGGAACUACGCCCGGGAAGCCAUACACACUGCAGACAAAUGUGUACGUGAGAGGAAGCGGCGACGGCAGGAUCAUCGGCAGGGAGGUGAAGUUCCACCUCUGGUUUGAUCCUACUGCUGGGUUUCACAACUACGCCAUCCUGUGGAACCCAAACGAGAUCAUCUUCUUCGUCGACGACAUACCGAUACGGCGGUACCCGAGGAAGAACGCCGGCGCGACGUUCCCGCUGCGGCCGAUGUGGCUGUACGGGUCGAUCUGGGACGCGUCGUCGUGGGCCACCGAGGACGGCAAGUACAAGGCGGACUACCGGUACCAGCCGUUCGUGGCGCGGUUCACCCGGUUCGUCGUCCGCGGGUGCACGGCGUUCGCGCCGCUGCUUUGUCAACCGGUGCCCUCCUCGUGGCACGGCGACGGGCUCAGCCGCCGCCAGUACGCGGCCAUGCAGUGGGCGCAGCGGUACUACCUUGUCUACAACUACUGCAAGGAUCCCAAGCGGGACCAUUCGCUGACGCCCGAGUGCUGGAGCUGAAGGAGCCACAGAACCAUGAAAGCAUUUCUGCAAACACCUUUAUUCCUUGUUGCUAGAUGCCAUAAGAGGCUACGUAUUCUACAAGACAGUGAUGUAAUAGUUUUUCCUGCCGCUACAUUCUACUAUAGUUAUGCUGAAGACAAUAAAAAGGGAAAAAAGGAGGGCAAAGGGCCAGAGAGAGAAGCAAAAGAGAAGGAGAAAAAGGCAAUGGGUUUGUAGUGCAGUAUAUAGUGUUAGAUUUGUCUUGCUCACUUGUCAUAUCUUCUGGAAUCAAUUACGUUGAGAGAGCA